GAUGGCGGCCCCCAGGAAUGCGGAGGGAGCAACCAUGGCGGAGGAGGAAGCUGAGAGCGCGGGGCGGCGGAGGAGAUCAGGGGUGGAGGUGCUGGUUUCCCAGGACACCUCGCGCCCCGCUCCUCAGUGUCCCCAUGGUCCUACUCUUCUCUUUGUAAAGGUCAACCAAGGUAAAGAAGAAGCUCGAAGAUUUUAUGCUUGCUCAGCUUGUAGAGAUAGAAAAGACUGUAAUUUCUUUCAGUGGGAAGAUGAAAAGUUGUCAGAAGCUAGACUUGCUGCCCGAGAAACUUACAACAGACGUUGCCAACCUCCCCUGUCUCACAAGCAGUAUGUAGAAAGGUAUUGGAAGUUUAUUGAACUGCCUUUAUCUCAAAGGAAAUUUUGCCAAAGAUGUCAACAAUUGCUGUUACCAGAUGAUUGGGGAAAGCAUUGUGAUCACCAGGUACUUUGUGAUAUCUCCAUUGCUCAGCUGAAGAGACCCAGUCAACUCCUUUAUCCACUGGAGAAUAAGAAGACAAAUGCUCAGUAUUUGUUCACGGACAGAAGUUGCCAGUUCUUACUGGACCUAAUUUCCACUCUUGGAUUCAAAAAAGUCCUGUGUGUUGGAACACCAAGGCUGCAUGAGCUGAUCAGAUUGAAAGCAUCAGGCGACAAGGAGUCUGACGUUAAAAGCCUUCUGCUGGAUAUUGAUUUUAGGUAUUCACAAUUUUAUACAGAAGAGAUCUUCUGCCAUUAUAACAUGUUUAAUCAUCAUUUCUUUGAUGGAAAGGCUGCUCUUGAAACUUGUAGAAAAUUCUUACAGGAAGAUAAAGGUGGAGGACUCAUUCUGGUGACAGAUCCUCCUUUUGGAGGCUUAGUAGAAUCACUGGCUGUUACCUUCAGGAAGUUUAUGGAUAUGUGGAAAGAGGAACAAAGCCCAGAUAAUAAUAGCAAGGAACUACCAUUAUUUUGGAUUUUCCCCUAUUUUUUCGAAUCUCGAAUUCUUCAGUUUUUUCCAAGCUUCAGUAUGCUGGAUUACCAGGUAGAUUAUGAUAAUCAUGCACUUGACAAACAUGGAAAAACAGGUCGAAAACAGACUCCUGUGCGUAUUUUCAAUAUUCCUCCCAACAAAAUAAUUCUUCCAGCAGAAGAAGUAGGAUACAGGUUUUGUACUGUAUGUCAACGUUAUGUUUCUUUAGAGAACCAACACUGUGAGAUCUGCAAUUCAUGUACAUCUAAGGAUGGCAGGAGGUAACAUUGCCUUCUUUGUAUAAAAUGUGUCAAGCCCUGUAACGCUUGGAUUCACUGCAGCAUUUGCAAGUACUGUGCACUUCCAAAUCAUUCGUGUGCGGGUGCUAAAGAUGGUUGCUUUAUAUGUGGUGAAGCAGAUCAACGUACUACAUGUCCUAAUUUCUCUGCAUCUAAAAGAGCUAACAAGGCUGUCAGAAAACAGACAAAAAAAAGUAACAAGAUGAAAAUGGACACUAAAGGACAAUCUAUGAAUCAUGCAACUGUUACAAGGAAAAAGAAAAAGAAGAAAAGAGGACAUCAAUAUCCUUGCUCUUAAAUGUCCAGUGACCUGAGAAUAAGAUUUACAGCUUAACCUUUGGAGCCAUUUUCUGAAAGUGCUAUACUGGACUUAAAUUCUGUUACUUUGAAAGACGUGCACCUUGAGAAACUUAAUAUUGUCAGGUAGUGUUCUCUCUAGUAUAGGUGUUCUUAAUAUGAACCCAUUUUUAGAAUGAUGUUUUUAAAUGCAUAAAACAAAAUCCUUAAAUUAUUUUUAAAAACUGAUUAUACUUAAAUAUAGUUAUCAGAUUUU
Molecule: messenger RNA, 1801 nt
Organism: Dromiciops gliroides (monito del monte)
Lineage: Eukaryota; Metazoa; Chordata; Mammalia; Microbiotheria; Microbiotheriidae
Gene: ZCCHC4
Product: zinc finger CCHC-type containing 4
Biological process (GO): rRNA methylation
Cellular component (GO): cytoplasm; nucleolus
Molecular function (GO): nucleic acid binding; rRNA (adenine-N6-)-methyltransferase activity; zinc ion binding
Source: RefSeq, a predicted model, not a curated record